CAGGCUGGGACGGGAAGGCCCGCCACCGUCAGGAGGUUAUUCAUCGGACAUUUUAUUGGGGAAUUAUGUUUAGUAAACACUACAUAUAAUGGGAGUAAUAAUAAACACUAACAACAACAAGAAGGAGAACACAAAAGUACAAAAACUCAAUAUUUCGUGAUUCUUCGCGAACACGUGUGUCAAUCAACACCGCGAACAGCAGAAUCGCCAUGAGUCUAUGUAAUAAGUUGUCUAACGUUGACACUGUCAUAUUUUGUAAACAUUACAUUUUCAACAAAAACUAUAAUUCUAAAUUAUUGUAUUUAUUAAAAUAAAUAUUAUCUAAAUCUUUAGUAAAUAACUAGUAUCAAAAAUGGAUCACGCAUACUAUGCUGACGCGAUGAACAGAUCGAACCGCCGCAUACGGCAGUGGUACCAGAACAACUUGAUGGGCGUCCUUGAAGAUCGCAAGGAGCAGCAGGCGAGGGAGGUGGAUGCAUCCAUCGCCCUUGCUACUGAGUUAUUAAGGCGUUACGAUGAACCUGUGGAGAAGCCUGUGAAAGUUCCACUUCGAGAACUUGCUCCCUCUAAAGACGACAGCCUUAUGAAACCAAUCGAACCAGAAGUCUUGCAUUUACUAUACGGGAGCACUGAAAAAGGCGCCGCGCACAGAUACCUUACAGCUAGGAACAAGAAAGCGCCUGAAGAUAAGUACUUCUUCCGCGUGACGACGAGUUGGGACUACGGAUGGCAACAGAAGCAGUCGCGCAUGCGCGCGCGCGACGUAAACCGCGGCCGCUGCGCCAUCCUGCGCGACACCUUCUAUCGCAAGAACAACCUCGCGCCCGACCCGCCGCACUACGCGCAGCCCGCCGGCGGACAAGUCUCCAUAUGCAGUGAAUACGCGUGCAAUGCUACCUAGCCCCGUCCCCCACGACAACGGCUAACUAGAGCCGAGGUCCGAGUCUCAGAGACGCCCUCUAGUUGAGCCGACCCCCUCAGCUUCGAGUGGUCUAGACGCUCCAGACGGAGGAGGAAAACUACACUCCCGGACACCUAAUUCGAACCACCUUGAUUUUUUUGGUUUGGAGUACUGUAACUUCUAAAAGAUGUAUGUAGAAGGAAAAUGUUUUUAUGCAGUUUUGGAGCUCAUCAUUCAUUUAGAGUGCCACUGUUCUAAAUUUGAAUUAUAGUUUAUUAAAAAAGUCGAGUUACGUUGAAACAAGUCUAUAUUUGCUUUUUUUCAAGGAAAAAAAAAUCUAAUCGAUUUUAAAAAUCGAUUUAAAAAUCAGAAAAUCGAUAAAGACAUGUUUUACAUGAAAAGAAAUGUUUAUUUAGUAACUUGUAUUGUGCCUCCCAGUGCAUUUAUGACAGCUCUCAUACGGUUUGGCAUAGAAUUAAUCAAUGUCGUUAUGACAUGUUGAGGAAUUUCCUCCCAUUCUUCCAAAAUUACAUUUUUGAGCUCCUGCAUGGUUUGCGGGGCAGGAUGAUGAGCUCGAACACGCCUCAUCAGCUCAUCCCAUAGAUGCUCUAUAGGAUUCAUAUCAGGCCUUCGCGCUGGUCAUCUCAUAACAGUGAUACCAAUUUCAUUUAGUACUCCCUGACGAUUCCCGCAGUAUGGGCCCUUAUCAUGCACUAAAACGAAAUCUUGGCCAAUAAAUCCAGCAUAUGGCAUUACGUGGUUCUCUAAACAUUGGCGAAUGUAUCUAUUGCCAUCUAGAGGCGGCAGUCGUUGUCCCAUCACUAACUCUAGCUCAGUUUUGCCUUCUAUAGAGAUUCCUCCCCAGACUGUCCAUGAUCCUGCACCAUAACUCACUUUCUCGUCAAUACAGCAUUGCGCGAAACGCUCGUUCUGUCUUCGGUACACCUUACUCCUUCCGUCAUUACCGUAAAGCAUUAUCUUGGACUCGAUCUGUGAAGAGAACCUGGCUCCAUUGAUGUCGAGUCCAAUUGAGAUGUUCGCGCGCAAACUCUAGACGGGCUAUUCGAUGUGCUCGUGUCAAUUUGGGUCCAUUGGCUGGCUUAUGGGGCUUUAAACCACGUUCAUUGAGUCGCCUUCUAACGGUCCGAGCACUUACAGCCACUCCGUGAAAGUCCCUGAGCUGUUCUUGUAUCUGAACAGAGUUAAGACAUCGAUUUCGUAAGCUAGUAGUGACAAUGUAUUGAUCUUGUCUCGUCGUUGUCACUCGGUAACGAGGUCCUCCUGUUCGCCGAACGAUGCCGCCAGUCUCCAGGUAUCGGUGGUACACUCUUUGAACUGCGGAACGACUUAUGUGAAGUUGUGAAAUCACAUCUCGCUGACUUAGCCCAGAUUGAAGAAGUGGUAGCACUUCACUACAAGCUGUAGAGCUUGCGCGGCUACUUCAGGUGAAGUAUCCAUAAUUUUAUAGGCAAAAACGGUUCAAAUUAUAGAAAAAUAACUAAACUAAACUUUGGUUUACAACAAUUGCGAAAAUUCAAACCAAAUAGACAUUAAAUUGCUUCAAAAACAACUUUCAACAGUCAUUUAUUUUUUUCAAAUCAGUGACCAAGCUCGGCUUUUGUUCUUUAUUUUAAAUUCAAAGGACAAUGGGCAAAACGCACCCAGCUCCGCCAACAAUGUAAUUAGUAUGAAUCGAUAGAUCUAUGAAAAACUAGCCUUUUUUAUUAUGACACCGUAAAAAAAUAUCCUGGGAGUCAAAAGAUAUACAUAUGGGCAUGUUCUAUAUUAGGGGUUAAGGUUUCCGCACAUAGACCUUAAAGAAAACCAUCAGUCGUGUGUAAGUCAUGGCGGCCGGUUGCACACAUGGGCAUUAUUAAAUAGCUAAAUAAAUUCAUUCAAAAUCAAUAGUACUUUCGUUACAUAAUAUUAGCCAUAAUAAUGUGAGUCAUAUCUUACUAUACAACCAGAUACAAAAUACUAUACAGCAAAGCCUACCGAACAUCCUGCUUGCUUACUGCUUGCACUUACCGAGACGCCUCAAAACGUUUAACAGGGUAAGGGUAUGGGGGUUGAAGGAUGUGAUAUUUGCAGUUGCCGUUCCAACUAGUCUACUCGUAUGCAGUUAUAUGUCUUACUUUUUGUGCGCUCCCUGUUACUUCAUUGAUAUUUAACUAACACGCUUUGGAAAUAGGAACACGAUUAUCAUCACGUACGUCAUUAUAAUCGUACGAGCCAAUAAAAAAAUCUAUGGAUCUAUUUAAAUGCAUUUCUGCAUAUAUGCAUUCAUUCAGCCAAUGUCAAGUAAAAGAAGGAUCUUUUACUUGACAUUGGCUGAAUGAAAUAACCGUGCUUGCGAUGCUUGCCAAAAAAAAUCUGUGGCUUUUGCGAGCAAAAAUAGAUUCGAGGCAUACGAGGUCUAAGCUCUAUUACUCCUAUAUAUUGAUAAAUGAAGACGAAAAUGGAAUAAAUGCAUUAAAACAUUAUUACUUAUUUUAUUCAUUAUGCUCAUGCUAAACGGGAAACUGCACUUUAGGCUGCUGUGCUCAUGUUAUGGUGGUCAUAUGGUUUUUAUGUCUGGCAAGACAUGACGAGGAUAUUCACAGACCGGCUCUCUUCUUAGACACUGUGGAUGAAGAUUAUUAAAAAUAUUUGAAAUGAAAUAAUGUUUCAUGAUUAAUUCCUUUUUUUACACUCACCGAUUAGCCUUGCCCCAAAGUAAGCACUGUAAGG
Molecule: messenger RNA, 3631 nt
Organism: Chilo suppressalis (striped riceborer)
Lineage: Eukaryota; Metazoa; Arthropoda; Insecta; Lepidoptera; Crambidae
Source: the annotation of a GenBank genome assembly